AGACUCCUCCGCUCCAAAAUCUCUCUCUCUCUCUCUCUCUCUCUCUCUCUACCUUUCUCUCAAGGUAUCUCUUUUCUGAUGCUGGCUGCAGAUUAAGGGAAAUUUCGCUCCUUGUGUUUGGAGAGCGAAUUCUUGAGCUCUGAAAAAAACAAAGUUCAGGAAUUCAAUCAAAUCAGGGAAAAGAAAAAGGGCUCAAGUAAACGGAGAUUUAUGCCACCAACUGUCCUCUUAACAUCUUUUUAGGCACGCAAUCUGAAUACAACUUACAAUGACUGGAGGUGACAGCAUUUCCGUUUAGAAGAAUUUUUCCAGACUCAGAGAACUGGCAUUCCUAGUGAUUGUGGCAUCCAUGUCUCAGUAAGCAAUUGAAGACUUCUUUUAGUACUAAAUAAAGGAGGAGAUGCCGAAGCAUCGGUGGAGAGAGUCAAUUAAAUCCUUUUUUGGAAGCCACAUUGACCCUGACAAGGAUGAGGAACUUGAAGAAUCAAAAGCAGAAAUGGAGGAUAGAGUUCAGAAGAUCUUGAAGCUUCUCAAAGAAGAUGGUGAGAGAGAUGGAAACGGGCCUCUGGCUAACAUGAUUGAGGAUUUCCACAGACAUUAUGAAUCUCUCUAUACUCGCUAUGAUCACCUAACUGGGGAGUUGAGAAAGAGAAUCCAUGGGAAACAUGGAAAGGAUACUUCUUCUUCUUCAUCCAGCUCAGAUUCAGACUCCGAUCAUAGCCCAUCAAAGAAGGGCAGCAAAAAUGGAAAAAUAGGAAAUGACUUUGAGAAGGUAGUCGAUGAUUAUAAGCUAGGGUUAGAAGCUGCAACACUGGAAGUGGCUGAUCUCAAGAGGAAGUUGGUGGUUGCAAUUGGAGAAAAAGAAACUUCAGAUUCGGAAUGUCAAAGUGCUUUGGACAAAAUACAAGCAUCUGAGAAGGUUAUGAAAGAUCUGAAUGUCGAAUCUGAAAGAUGGAGUGAAGAGAAGUUAAAACUUUUGGGUGAGAAUGAAGAGCUAAACAAAAGGUUGGAAAUUGCUGGUAAGCUUGAAGCUGAAUUAAACCAAAAACUAGCAGAUAUAAAUAGUGAAAAAGACAGCUUAAUCUUCGAAAAAGAGGCGACUAUAAGUCGAAUUGAAGAGGGAAAUAAAACUGCUGAGGAUUUGAGAUCUUAUAGCAGUCUGUUAAAGGAUGAGAAAGAAGCACUGCAGCUGGAGUUGGAGGCUACAAAAGAGAGCUCUCUAGAGCUGAGAAGAAAUUGGAGUCCUCACAGAUGCAAGUUGCAGAGCUAAGCAGCAUGCUGAGGGCUGCUGAACAGGAAAAUAGUUCUCUUUCCUUGAAAAUUUUACAGCUCUCAGAUGAGAUCAAGCAGUUGCAACAUAAACUCGAAGAUCAUGUCACUGAAUCUAGCCAGUUGAGGGAUAAGUUGGAUGAGAAAGCAAAGGAGAUUUUGGCUCAUGAAACACACAAAAGUGAAGUAUCAGUUCAUGUCAGAGGUUUGGAAACGGAGCUUGAUCUGUUACGCACUCAGAGAGAAGAAAUAGAAAAACAGAAAGAAGGAGAACUUUCUGAUAUGCUGAAGAAACUUGAGGACAAAGAGAAGGAUUCAUCAUCUCAACUAGAGUAUCUAACAGCAAAGAAAAAGGAUAUGCAAGUUGAAAUUGAUACUGCGCUCAGUCAAAAGAGUGAGUUAGAAGAAGAAUUAUCGCGUAAAAGCAAUGAAGCAUCAGCUACAAUCAAGGACCUAACAGAUCAGAUCAAUGAGAAGCAGCAGAUUCUGGAUUCUCUAUCUGUUGAGAAAGUUGAACUAGGGAGACUGCUGGAGAGAAGAACUCAAGAAAUGUCAGAAUCCCUCAUUCAGAUGGAUGCCUUGAAAGAGGAGUUAGCAAGCAAGUCUGCUGAUCAGCAGAAAAUGCUGGAAGAGAAGGAGAGUUCUAUGUCACAAGUGAAGAACCUGGAACUGGAGGUAAGUUCCCUGCUACUUUUAAAAGAUGAAAUGGAGGAUCAGCUUAGAAGCAAAAGCAAGGAAAUUACUGAGUUGCAUGGGGAGAAGGAGAUAAUUCAAACUAAAAUUUCUGAAAUGGAGCAAAUAAUCAUUGAGAAAGAAAGCAAGGUCUCCUCCUUACAGAAGAGGUUGGAAGAUGGAGAGAUUGAAGCAUCUGCUCGAUUUGCAGCCUUAACUGAACAAGUUAGCAAUCUCCAAGAGCAGUUGAAUUCUUUGUCUGCUCUAAAAAUUGAAUCUGAUGCCCUGCUUGAGAAGAAAACUGCAGAAAUAGGGGAAUAUGCCAAUCAGGUAGAAAAUCUCAAGGAGGAAUUAGCAAGCAAAUUAGUGGAUGGGCAAAGAUUGCUGGGAGAGAAAGAUGGUUUGCUUGUGCAGAUAAAUGACCUGGAACUGGUGGUGGAGUCUCUGCGUAGCCACAAAAGUGAAUUGGAAGGGCAUAUAAAUAGUAAAGUUGAUGAGAGCAACCGGUUAAGUGAGGAAAACAAGCAUUUGCAGAGCAAGAUUUCUGAAUUGGAGAGAGUAUUGACAGAAAGGAUGGAUGAGCUCUUUGCCAUCCAAAAGAUAUUGGAUGAUGCAAAUGUUGAAGCUUCCACCCAAAUCGAUGCACUGAAUGAGCAGGUUAAAAAUUUGAGACAGGAGAGGGACUCCUUACAGUCUGAGAAAAGCCAACUGGAAUUACAAAUGGAGAGGAGAAUAGAAGAUUUUUCAGCAAAUUUGGCUCAAGCAGAGGAUCAGAAUUCUGAAUUACAGAAGAGGUUGGAAGAUGGAGAGAUUGAAGCAUCUGCUCGAUUUGCAGCCUUAACUGAACAAGUUAACAAUCUCCAAGAGCAGUUGAAUUCUUUGUCUGCUCUAAAAAUUGAAUCUGAUGCCCUGCUUGAGAAGAAAACUGCAGAAAUAGUGGAAUAUGCCAAUCAGGUAGAAAAUCUCAAGGAGGAAUUAGCAAGCAAAUUAGUGGAUGGGCAAAGAUUGCUGGGAGAGAAAGAUGGUUUGCUUGUGCAGAUAAAUGACCUGGAACUGGUGGUGGAGUCUCUGCGUAACCACAAAAGUGAAUUGGAAGGGCAUAUAAAUAGUAAAGUUGAUGAGAGCAACCGGUUAAGUGAGGAAAACAAGCAUUUGCAGAGCAAGAUUUCUGAAUUGGAGAGAGUAUUGACAGAAAGGAUGGAUGAGCUCUCUGCCAUCCAAAAGAUAUUGGAUGAUGCAAAUGUUGAAGCUUCCACCCAAAUCGAUGCACUGAAUGAGCAGGUUAAAAUUUGAGACAGGAGAGGGACUCCUUACAGUCUGGAAAAGCCAACUGGAAUUACAAAUGGAGAGGAGAAUAGAAGAUUUUUCAGCAAAUUUGGCUCAAGCAGAGGAUCAGAAUUCUGAAUUACAGAAGAGGUUGGAAGAUGGAGAGAUUGAAGCAUCUGCUCGAUUAGCAGCCUUAACUGAACAAGUUAACAAUCUCCAAGAGCAGUUGAAUUCUUUGUCUGCUCUAAAAAUUGAAUCUGAUGCCCUGCUUGAGAAGAAAACUGCAGAAAUAGUGGAAUAUGCCAAUCAGGUAGAAAAUCUCAAGGAGGAAUUAGCAAGCAAAUUAGUGGAUGGGCAAAGAUUGCUGGGAGAGAAGAUGGUUUGCUUGUGCAGAUAAAUGACCUGGAACUGGUGGUGGAGUCUCUGCGUAACCACAAAAGUGAAUUGGAAGGGCAUAUAAAUAGUAAAGUUGAUGAGAGCAACCGGUUAAGUGAGGAAAACAAGCAUUUGCAGAGCAAGAUUUCUGAAUUGGAGAAGUAUUGACAGAAAGGAUGGAUGAGCUCUUUGCCAUCCAAAAGAUAUUGGAUGAUGCAAAUAUUGAAGCUUCCACCCAAAUCGAUGCAUUGAAUGAGCAGGUUAAAAAUUUGAGACAGGAGAGGGACUCCUUACAGUCUGAGAAAAGCCAACUGGAAUUACAAAUGGAGAGGAGAAUAGAAGAUUUUUCAGCAAAUUUGGCUCAAGCAGAGGAUCAGAAUUCUGAAUUAGCAAACCAGGUUGCAAACCAAGAGAGGAAGUUGAAAGAGCAGGAAAAUGCAUUCAACAAAUUGAGUGAUGAAUAUAAACAGCUAGAGCUUUUGUUUGAGAAGUGCAAGGAAAAUCUUAGGGUCACAGAGAUAAAGAUGACAGAGAUGUAGAAGAAUCCCAAAAAAUUUAUGAAUCCAAAAAUCAGACAGUUAAUGAACUGGAAGAAGUUAUUGAAGAUCUGAAGAGAGAAUUGGAAAUGAAAGUAGAUGAAAUCAGUACAUUAGUGGAGAAUGUCCGGACACUUGAAGUUAAGCUUCGUCUGGCAAACCAGAAGAUCCGGGUUACAGAACAGUUAUUGACUGAAAAUGAAGAAAGCUACAAGAGCAAAGAAGAAAAGUUGCACAAUGAACAAGCACUACUUGAAGAAGGAUAGCUACAUUAUCAGGAUUAGUUGCUGCACAUAAAGAGGCUCAACUCAGACUAAUGAGAGAUGUUCCAGAGAAGGUUAAUGAUGUCAUGAUUGAAAUGGACACAUUUAACAUGAAGUUCGAGGAAGACUAUGGCCAUUUGGAGUCCUCGAAUUUAUGAAAUCUUGAAUGAGUUUAAGGUAACAACGAACUGGAUAAAAGAGACGAAUGGUGAAAAGGAACAGCUGCGGAAGCAGAUAUCCAUUAUAGUAGCAGUUAAGGGAUGAGAAAGAACAUGGUCUGGUGCUAACAGAAAAGGUAGGAGAUAUGGAGAAAUCCUUACAGAAGGGUGAAGAUGAGAAGAUCAGUUUAGUUAAAAGCCUGAAAGGUCUUGAAGAGAAGUUGGGACAACUGGAAAAGGUGGUAAAAGAAAAGGAUGAGAUGCUGGGAGAAUUAGAACAAAAGAUUAAGAGUAAAGAUGAUGGGAUCUCGGAACUAGGUGAGGAGAAACGAGAAGCUAUCAGACAGCUGUGCAUUUGGAUAGAUUACCACCGCAAUCGCUAUGACGAUCUCAAAGAGAUGAUCUCCAAGACAUCUCCUGCAAGAAGGCAGAUAACUGCUUAAUCUGUUGAUUUUUUUCGUAUAUUUUUUCCUUAGAUUCUUUUAUUUCGGGUGUUAAAUUGAAGAUUGUCUCUCUCUGGUCCUUUCCAUUUUUCUCAGUACUGUAUGGUCAGAUAUUGUGGGUCUAGGGGCUGAUUACUACCGUCUCGUGUUUACCCGUUAGGUUGUAUAGAAAGUAUUGGAAUUGAUUUGUUUUGGGUUGCU
Coffea arabica (coffee) is the source of this 5183-nucleotide messenger RNA. RefSeq lists its product as uncharacterized. Gene Ontology annotation, molecular function: structural constituent of cytoskeleton; actin binding. Gene Ontology annotation, cellular component: cytoskeleton. NCBI's taxonomy places the organism in Eukaryota, Viridiplantae, Streptophyta, Magnoliopsida, Gentianales, Rubiaceae. The record is from RefSeq and is a predicted model, not a curated record.